AUGAUCUCACUUAUUUCCUACUUUUCAGUAUUAUUUUUCUUCCUAAAGCCUCUGGAUUUGUGUGUACCAACACAGGCUAUUGAAGGUUAGUGGUUAGCUUUUCAUCAAUUUUCCCAAAGAUUUCUAUUAUAGAACCAUUAUUUUUAACAACUUCGACCACAUCAACCACAACCACACCAGCCCCAAUCUGUCUCGACUCAACUUGGACACUUUUCGAUCGAGGAACCUAUUUUUGGUGUAUGAAAAUCUAUCGUGGCUCAAUUCUUGGACCACAAGCUGCAGCUUCCUGUGCCUCUCUGGACUCUUCAGCUGUACCAUCGGGAUUUCAAGACACAUCGGAAAUCUCAAAAAUGAUGAGUGUAGCGAGUUCUGAAGUUCCCGGCUCAUAUUAUCUUUUCAUCGGUGCUUAUAGAACUAUGGCUUGUGAAGCAGUUGUGGAUGUUGAUGCAACUUGCACUUAUCAGAACUCAUUUGCUUGGACGGAUGGACAUACCUCUGGAACUGAUGGUUUUAAUUGGCGACCUGGACAACCGGAAAAUGGUUUAGCACCGUAUGGAAAAUAUCAAAUGUAUUGUUUGGUGAAUACUGAUGGAUACUUGGAUGAUACUUUUGAUGAUGAAUAUUUUCCAGGAGCUGUUUGUGGAAUGCUAGCUAGAUGA
This is a messenger RNA of Caenorhabditis angaria, 659 nucleotides long. NCBI's taxonomy places the organism in Eukaryota, Metazoa, Nematoda, Chromadorea, Rhabditida, Rhabditidae. The record is from the annotation of a GenBank genome assembly.